Molecule: messenger RNA, 528 nt
Organism: Symbiodinium sp. CCMP2592
Lineage: Eukaryota; Dinophyceae; Suessiales; Symbiodiniaceae
Source: the annotation of a GenBank genome assembly
AUGUCUGUCCAGGUGGGUGAGAAGGCCCGUCUGUCAGGACAUGAAUCAGCCAAUCUAGAGCAGAGGAGGGGAGGUAAGAGAGAAGCUGUGAAGAGAGAUGCAGAGAAAGAGAAUGCGAAAAGCGGCGUGAGGUAUGGUGCAUCCGAAACCAUCGAGUGCAGUGGGGAGGAUCAUGUCCUCGUCAGAGAGGAUGAUGUUCUCUUGAAGUACGAAGGCGAUGAGCCUUCGCUGGAGCAGGUCUCCAUGCCCCGGGGCAAGGUUCUAGUGAAGCUGUUGGCGAAAGAGGAGGAGACCUCCUUCGGCUUGCUCCUUUCGAAGGAGGCCUCCAAACAGACCACGACCGCGGGCAAGGUGAUUGCUGUCGGCCCUGGCAUCGUUCUGGCCAACGGGGACGAGCAGCCCUCGCCUGUGCAGGUGGGUGACAUGGUCCGCUUUCGCUACGGGGACGAGGUCGACUUGGAUAUCGGCGAUGACCAAUUUUCCGUUGUCAGCAGCUCCAAUUGCAUCGCGAAAUGGCAGGAUGCUUGA